This is a messenger RNA of Postia placenta MAD-698-R-SB12, 383 nucleotides long. RefSeq lists its product as hypothetical. The transcript is spliced from 4 exons. NCBI's taxonomy places the organism in Eukaryota, Fungi, Basidiomycota, Agaricomycetes, Polyporales, Adustoporiaceae. The coding region runs from base 117 to 302 and encodes 61 amino acids. The record is from RefSeq and is a predicted model, not a curated record.
CCACCUCCUCCUACAUGGGACUCAUCGCUCUUUCAAAUAUGUACUCAAAAUGUACUGACCAGUGUGAACAAGACCAUUUCCACGUGAACGCGCAUUACACCAGCGGUCCUACUAGUAUGUAUGGCUGCUGCUCUUGGAGAGUGGAUUUGAUUUGGCAGAAGACAGACGCUAAGUCAAAAGCUGACUCGGGAGAAAGCAGCGCCGCGCUAACUAUGUCAUCUCAUUUCCCAGUUCUCGUAAUUAUUUCAACGAUUGAUGCUGUAUAUUUUGAUCGUUGCACAGCUAUCAGCUUCAUUUCUUGAUGCCAUUAUCCACCUUGCACAUGAUCAUAUCUCCGUCCUUGUCAUUGCAAUUGAGCAUAGCGCUGAGAAGAUGCUCCCAUG